CCUUCUGGCAGCAUGCCCUCCGUGCUUCAGGGUUUAAAGAUGCUGCCCUGUCUGCUAAUGUCACCAGUUAGACAGAGACGAUAAACAAAGGACACAACAAGGUUGGAUAAGGCCGACGAGGGCCCCUUCUGUCUCCGCGUGGCAACACGUACACCUGUGGACAGGAUGGAGAACGACACUGAAUCCAGAAAGCUGAAUGGCCAGCCUGAGGGUUCCGCAGCCCUUUCAAAACCCAAAGAGAGCAUGCAGCUCAAAAAGGAAAUCUCUCUUCUGAACGGCAUCAGCCUCAUCGUGGGGAACAUGAUUGGCUCCGGCAUAUUUGUGUCGCCAAAGGGUGUUCUGAUCUACAGCGCCUCCUAUGGACUGUCUCUUGUUAUCUGGGUCAUCGGUGGCAUCUUUUCAGUAGUGGGUGCACUCUGUUAUGCAGAGCUGGGCACAACAAUCACUAAGUCUGGUGCCAGCUACGCCUACAUCCUGGAGUCGUUCGGAGGCUUCAUAGCGUUUAUACGUCUAUGGACAUCGCUGCUUAUCAUCGAACCGACAGGCCAAGCUGUAAUUGCCAUAACUUUUGCCAACUACUUGGUUCAGCCGCUCUUCCCCACCUGCGAGCCUCCAUAUUCUGCUUCUCGGCUUAUUGCUGCUGCUUGUAUUUGGAGCCCGUUCCUUUGGUUCUGUGGUGCCUCUCCUCAUAUUCCGGUUUCACUUGGAUACCUUCAGCAGCGUCAUUAGACAUGCCACUCUAAAAGAGGAAAACAUUACAGUUGCCAUGACUGCAAUUAAACUUUUACUGCU
This is a messenger RNA of Sinocyclocheilus grahami, 792 nucleotides long. RefSeq names its product Y+L amino acid transporter 2-like. Gene Ontology annotation, cellular component: membrane. Bases 166 to 729 code for a protein of 187 amino acids. Gene Ontology annotation, molecular function: L-amino acid transmembrane transporter activity. Gene Ontology annotation, biological process: amino acid transmembrane transport. Lineage: Eukaryota; Metazoa; Chordata; Actinopteri; Cypriniformes; Cyprinidae. The record is from RefSeq and is a predicted model, not a curated record. The transcript is spliced from 3 exons.